UAUGCUGAAGACUGGCGUCAGGGAGGGUCCAAAUAAGGGGAAGAGUUUCUACAUGUGUUCUCAGAUGCCCCAGUCAUGUGGUUUCACCACACCUGCCAGCCCCCCUCCCUCUGGUUGCCUGAAGCAUGCUGGGAAGACCAUAGAGCUCCAGAAGAUUUACAGAGACAAGGAGAACCAGUUGUGGUUGUGUUAUAGAUGUCAAGUUACAAAGGAUGCCACCAAGGGAAAAGGUUGGUGUGGAAAAAUUCUUUACACUAUCCCUCCAGAAACAACGUCAGACAGUGAUUCAUCUGAUUCUGAAGAAUACAAGGAUGCUGCUCCAUACCAGCCUUCGAAAAAUCCAUUCUUCAAGGAAGCUAACAAAGAAGGACAGGUGGUUGCAUCGUCUGGAAAGAAGUUUGAUGUCUUUGACAAGAAAGUGGAAAAAGAGAGCUUGAUGAAAUAUGUAGAUGACAACAAGAUCUAUGAUAGUGGUAAACAAGUUGAUCCUGGGAGGGAUGAGUCUCUGAGGGGGGCUGCUGUCAGAGAUGAUGGAUCAAAGUCUCAGAGAGGAGAAGGAGGAAAAACAUUUCCUGCAGAACAUAACCAAAAAUCACAGAAAGGUGACACGGAGGCUAGUGGGGUAGAUGUGAAGACAGGAAAAAAGGCAGGUGAGACAGUGAAGGGCAUAGGCAGCUCAAAACAACCUCAAGGCAAAGAGGAUGAAGUUAUUGUACUUUCUGACAAUGAUGAAGAUGCUGAAGUUAGAGGUACACAAAGUGCCAACACACAGGUAAAACAGGGUGGAAUGCAGAAGCAGCCAGUCAAGGCUGAAGCUGUAAAACCAAAACAGUUAGUCCGAGAUGGGAACGAGACCAAUCAACCAAUCACAGCAGGUCAUAAGAAGCAACAGCCAAUCACAGCCUUCCCAGGGUUCCAGCCAGCAAGCCAGGUGAUGUCCAGAGGUCAUGCAGCGUUGCGGGCGGAUCUGGUGGAGCAGUUACGGAAGAAGGAAGACUUGGUGAAGAAGGUCCAGCUGUCUGUCCUUCCUGACGGAGGGAAGAAGCUGAUGACACAGAUGGAGGACCUCGAGAAAGCUAUCAAAUCCAUUGAUCUUGGUGCCAGUCAAAGUCAACCUCAAGGUGCUUCAGGAGGCCAUGGUCGUCAGCAGCAGCCCAGUAAGCACCAACCCCAGGGGGACAGGCGUGUCCUCCCCACCCACGCACAGCCCCUCCCUGCCCACGUCUUACAGCAGAUGUAUGCCCCCCACCCCCAGGGGCAGACCCUGUAUGGGGGCAGGAUGACGGCCACCAGGCUGCAGCAGGUGGCAGGAGUGACAUCAGAGGCAAUUGAGAGGCUGCACAAGUCUCUGGAAUCCUGUCCACCCCCAGAUGCUGAAGUGGAAGAUCCAGCCUGCCUCCGUGUGAGCCUGCUUACCCAUCAGCGUCAGGCUCUGGCCUGGCUCACCUGGAGGGAGGGGCAGCAUCCCUCAGGAGGGAUUCUGGGUCAGUAAAGAUGGCAGAUGUCUUCCAAGAAUUUUUGUAUGUUAGAAACAGCUCUUAGCUUAGUGGUCUCAAAUGUUCUGUGUAAUCU
Branchiostoma belcheri (Belcher's lancelet) is the source of this 1572-nucleotide messenger RNA. Its product is annotated as transcription termination factor 2-like. NCBI's taxonomy places the organism in Eukaryota, Metazoa, Chordata, Leptocardii, Amphioxiformes, Branchiostomatidae. The record is from RefSeq and is a predicted model, not a curated record. Bases 2 to 1492 code for a protein of 496 amino acids. The transcript has 6 exons.